AUAGUUCCAAAUGGUCUCACCCUUUUGACGACUCCACCCAGGUGUCUCCGCCGGCUCCACCUCCAUCAACCUCCGACGAAGGCCACCGAAUUCGAGUCACUUCCAUUCUCUCACCUUUGUGUUCUCCACAUUCUCACUGUGGUUUCCGACGCCGGAUCGUUCGAUUCGGAUAAUGGGGCGGAAAGCUGGCGGGCUUUAUAUCAACCCUAAGAGGUUUGGUCAACUUCAUAAACCUUGCAUGAAGGAAAUGACAAUGUUUCUCAACUGUAUGGCUACAUGCAAUAGUGACAUUAAUGCAUGUGCUCAGCAGAAGGAACUAUUAAAUGCCUGUAUCGAUUCUCAGAGUAAAAAGAAAAGAAACUCUUGGGGGAGCAUCAAUUAUCAGCUGCAGAGGCUUAGCCGAGGAAGGAAGUAGUUUGAGAUUUUCAUAAAUGAAAGUUUUUACAAUUCAAGAUUGUUAUUUGGAAAGCUUAGCCUGUUAUGUUACCACUUUGGUUGUCAGGCUAAAAUGUCCAGAUAGUAACUUGUAUUCUUGCUUGAAAUAUCUUGAUGAUUAAUAUUGAGGUUUUCUUUAUCUUAACCAUUUAACAACGUUGAUAGAUUUGGUGGAAUUAUGUUGAAGAAUACCAAUGUAAUUUCUUUUCUGUAUUAAUUAAGGCUUUAAUAUGCUACAUAUUUGAGCACACUUGUGA
Molecule: messenger RNA, 692 nt
Organism: Lotus japonicus
Lineage: Eukaryota; Viridiplantae; Streptophyta; Magnoliopsida; Fabales; Fabaceae
Exons: 3
Coding region: 173-415 (80 amino acids)
Biological process (GO): mitochondrial translation
Molecular function (GO): structural constituent of ribosome
Source: RefSeq, a predicted model, not a curated record